AUGUUUAUGGACAUCCCAUCACUCCGUGUGUGGUUGCGGAUUCUAAAGAAAGCUGAAUCCAACCGCCGCGUCGAGGAACUGCUUCGGUGCCAGUGUGUGAAUCUCGGUAUCUCCACAGCUGUCGCCGCCGUACCUUUGACCUUUGACAUUGUUAAGAAAUACUGCGUCCCGAACACAGUGUCCCAAGCCUGGUAUCUGGGUCGGGCUAUUCACCGCGCCCGCCGGUCCAAAACAGACAUCAUCAAAGCCAUUUUCGAAACUACGCCCGGCAAGCUGCUGUACAGUGGCAAGAUCAUUGACGUGAAGCGAGAUGUCAGUCGGGGAUACACGGUUGGCCAGUGCACAAUUGCCCCGUUAGCGGGGGAAGAGAGACAGAAUAUGGAAAACCAUGUCUCGACAGAGACGCGUCACUUGAUUAUCCCAUUUCAAAAUGAGUUUCUGUACGCUGCGUACAUCGACCCCGCAAAUCCCGCAUCUCCGCAGGUUAUUUGCACAGUACCCGACCUCAUCUCGGUCCUCGGCCAAGAUGGUGAGGCAAUCGGGUCGCAGGAGCUGCGGUAUGGCUUGCGCGUGAAUGUCAUCGGCAUGGCGGCACAUCCGCUGUGGACCGGAGAUGAGCGAGGACUGCGUGUAGGAGGACCCCAGGGCUUUGGAUUGGAUAUGGAAUGGACAAGUCUGGGACCGUAUCAGGCACCGCCGAGCGUUAUUGCAGAGUUUAAUCGGUAG
Messenger RNA from Aspergillus niger, 726 nucleotides. RefSeq lists its product as uncharacterized. The coding region runs from base 1 to 726 and encodes 241 amino acids. The record is from RefSeq and is a predicted model, not a curated record. The transcript is spliced from 3 exons. Lineage: Eukaryota; Fungi; Ascomycota; Eurotiomycetes; Eurotiales; Aspergillaceae.